Anopheles cruzii is the source of this 3281-nucleotide messenger RNA. Its product is annotated as adenosylhomocysteinase-like 1. Gene Ontology annotation, biological process: L-methionine cycle. Bases 480 to 1859 code for a protein of 459 amino acids. NCBI's taxonomy places the organism in Eukaryota, Metazoa, Arthropoda, Insecta, Diptera, Culicidae. The record is from RefSeq and is a predicted model, not a curated record. The transcript is spliced from 5 exons. Gene Ontology annotation, cellular component: cytosol.
GCCAUUCUCCAAGCGGGCCAACCGUUAGGAAUUUCUCGUACUGCCCACAGUGAAAGCCCUUCAGGUCUGACGGUUGUGUUGGUUGUCUGUUUGUUAAGCGUGCUGUUGGUCAGCCUCUGUUGCAGGCAACCUUCAUCCUUCCGUUCCUCCCGCACCAACGACCAUCAUCAGCAACAUCUCCUGAGCACUGGAACGACACGAACCAAGGCACGGUUUACAACACGAUCAACCGAUACCGCUGCACACCAGUGUGCCCGCGACCACACAGAACCACAAUUGCCAAUUACUUCGUGUACUAUUGCCCCAACAACGACGACGAUAGCGACGAGCAGCAAAUAUCAACCGCGUGUUGCAACCGCGGGCAUCGUUUGUCACUAGCUACGAGUGGAACCGACCGGACUGGCCGCAGUUAUCGUUCAGCGCCGAUCGACGCAGAACCGACGUCGACACAGUUAGUUGCACAGCAACCACCUAGCAAGAUGAGCAUGAGUUCAUACACCGAGAGCAGCUCGGAAGAGGAUGAUCUUUCACCCCGCGACAAGGUUCAGCAGAACUCGAAGGGAUUUGCCGAUUUUUGCGUUCGAAAUAUCAAGCAGCAUGCGUUCGGGCGGCACGAGAUCGAGAUCGCCGAGCAGGAGAUGCCCGGAAUCAUGGGACUACGCAAGCAAGCGCUCGACGACAAACCGCUGAAAGGUGCCAACAUCGUCGGUUGCACGCACAUCAACGCCCAGACGGCCGUCCUGAUCGAAACGCUCAUCCACCUUGGCGCGAACGUUAGAUGGGCCGCCUGCAACAUUUACUCCACACAGAACGAGGUGGCGGCUGCGCUAGCCGAAAGUGGAGUGCCCAUAUUUGCGUGGCGUGGUGAAAUUGAGGAAGAUUUUUGGUGGUGCAUCGACAAAUGUGUCCACGCCGAAAACUGGCAGCCUAACAUGAUCCUAGACGACGGUGGCGAUGCGACGCACCUAAUGCUAAAAAAGUAUCCGGUUAUGUUCAAGAUGAUCAAAGGCAUCGUAGACGAGAGUGUGACAGGUGUUCACCGACUGUAUCAGCUGUCGAAGACGAGCAAGCUAACCGUGCCGGCCAUGAACGUGAAAGACGCCAUCACCAAGACUAAGUUCGACAGUCUCUAUAGCUGCAAGGAAUCCGUUAUCGACAGCCUGAAGCGCGCAACGGACAUAAUGAUUGGUGGUAAGCAGGUGGUGCUGUGCGGUUACGGAGAAGUUGGUAAAGGAUGUGCCCAAGCGCUCAAGGGUCUUGGCUGCAUCGUCUACGUGACUGAGAUCGAUCCGAUCUGUGCGCUGCAGGCGUGCAUGGAUGGGUUCCGCGUGGUGAAGCUCAACGAAGUGAUUCGGACGGUCGACGUGGUUAUCACCUGUACUGGCAACAAAAAUGUUGUAACGCGCGAGCACAUGGACAAGAUGAAGAGCGGGUGCAUCGUGUGCAACAUGGGCCACUCGAACACAGAGAUUGAUGUAAAUAGCUUGCGCACAUCGGAGCUGCAGUGGGAGAAGAUGCGUUCACAGGUCGAUCACAUCAUAUGGCCUGGACCGGACGGUAAACGCAUUAUUCUGCUAGCCGAAGGCAGGCUGGUGAACCUGUCCUGUUCGAGCGUGUCUUCAUUUGUGGCAUCCAUUACCGCCGCCACCCAGGCACUCGCCCUCAUCGAACUGUUCAAUGCGCCGCCCGGGCGCUACAAGGCCGACGUUUACCUAUUGCCGAAGAAAAUGGAUGAGUACGUGGCGAGCUUGCACCUGCAGACGUUAGAUGCGCACCUGACGGAAUUGACCGACGAGCAGGCUCGGUACAUGGGCCUCAACAAGGCAGGUCCCUUCAAACCCAACUAUUACAGGUAUUAAAUGUGGCGAACGGCAUCGUUGGUAAGAGAUGAAAGAAGCUUCAUGCUGAAAAUCUCUCAAAUGAUAAUAACAACAACGACAUCGUCGUGUGUCGCCGAUGGUGCUGUGUUGCUCCAUUACUUCGGCCUUUGCAACCCAUUAUUCUAAGCCGCUGAUCUUAGACGAAUGAGCAACUGCAGACCACCAUUAUGCUAGGUUUAUGCAUCCGAAACGGUCACAGAAGGAAAAGAACACAAGAUGUCCUUCUACUGCACAGUGAACCGUAGGAGAGGAAAAAGUGUCAAAGAAAAAGAUGAUAUUUUAUUAAAUUCAUCCGCUGAUGGAAAAGCUGAUUGCAAGAUUUAUUAUGUUCGUAGUUUGUUUGACAAAUUUUCAUACUUACCACAUUUCACUUAAUACCGCGAACGCGCCAUAGCCAAGGUGCGCGAGCCUCGGUGAAACUUUAAUGAAUUUCCUUAUUACAUUAUAAAGUAAACAAAUGAAAUCGAAAAUAAAACAAAUGAAAGCUACACACAUACACACUUCCAGAAGAAGAAAUAUUAAUUACCAGUAUUUAGAAGCUGUAGAUUAUAGGAUAUGUAUGAGUAGCCCAGAUUAUGUAUGAUUGAAUUGAAGCCUUACUGAAAACGCUAUUUAACAAUAAAUCUCGCAUCCACGAGCUAAGCAAUGUCACGAUCAAAUGUAGACGAAUAAAGAAAUUGUGCUUUGUUCACUAAGAAGCCACACUGUAAGAUAUACUAUCUAUUGCAACACGCUACGUUCGAGUUUUAUCGCGAUUCAGGUUUUCUUUCUCAUUUCCCCCUUGCAAACGUUCCAUUAAAACAUGGUGAAAGAAGUACCAAGUAGUUUCAUUCAGCUGCGGCCGUUGAAGUUGUUAGAGACGCUUGACAUCGUGAUUGACUUAGGAAGAGCUGCAUUAGUACAUACUUGCGACACCUAGAACCCGCUCUUCUAGGCGAGACGAUUUGAUGUUUGAGCUAUUUUCAAUUGUUUCGUUUGACUUGCAUACAGGAGAAGGAAUAGAGAAGAUACAUUUAGUAAGAAGAUAUGGAAAUGUAGAAAAAGUUAAAGCACGGCAAUGAAGUUAUUCUGUUCUAUUCGAUUACGUACAAUACCGACAUAAAUGCUGUAUUUUGCACCUGUUCAGGAAUCUGUGCUUUCAGAUUGAAAAAAGAAACGAUGAAAACCGUUUUUCUUUCACAAUUUACCCUAAUGUUUACCGUUUUUUUUAAUUACCCUUUGGCGGAGUGGUUCAAUGGUUACACGCUUUCUGCGGUAGUCUUCUAAACGAAAUUAUUAUAAGACAAGUAGAAACGCGCGAAGCACAGGAACUUAGCGUCCGAGGCCCGCAUACCCACACACGAUACGUAUAUCCUUUUUGGCGAACGAAUUGCAAUAAAACAAAUGAACUAGUUUUAAAUG